Molecule: messenger RNA, 1052 nt
Organism: Rubroshorea leprosula
Lineage: Eukaryota; Viridiplantae; Streptophyta; Magnoliopsida; Malvales; Dipterocarpaceae
Source: the annotation of a GenBank genome assembly
AAAAUUGAUAAAUGAUAAUAGUAAGACUGGGAAUAAUAGAGUGAUAUUUCUCACUUUCCAAUUUUCCAUUUUUCAUUUUCGUUUGCUCUUGUCAGCCUGCGAGAUUCUCAGUUUUUCGAGAUUUAAGUCUCCUAUUUGAGCACACAUUUGCUUGCUUUAACAUGAGAUUUUGAUUUCAUAUAAGAAAGAGAAAGGUGAAGAGCAUUCUUUUAUUUUAAAACCUGCUUCUUCCAUGUGGAGAGACCUUAAAAUCAUUGGAGAAAGAAGGUCUAAACUAUCUAAUUUAAGUCUUCCUUCCAAGACUUUCGAAAGGAAGGGGAGUGCUCUGAUAGCAGAUCACUAUGCAAUUCUGGUAUCAUGUCGGUGCAACUAUACUGAGUCAAGAUUGUUUUUCAAGCAUCAAACUAGCUGGAGACCACGUAUAUCAAGGGACCUUAUGAUCUCUGUUGCAUCUGAAAUGUCAGGGCAGUCUUCUGGACCUAAUGAAAGACUAACUCAGUUUCCAGUUCAGGUCUUAACCCUCCAGGCUUCAAAUUUGACAUCUGAGGAUUUAACCAUGACAGUUCUUGCUCCAGCCUCCUUUACCUCACCUCCUUCAGUGGUUUCCCUGAGUUCUUCUCCAACAUCACCAAUGAGCCCAUUUGUUGGUUUUACCGAGUUUACGGGCAGAGCAAGUAGCAAGAGGCAUGGUACUUCAGUGGAGAAGCCAAGCUUGGUGUCUGUUGUACAAGAUCACCAGAAACAGAAUGAUGAUGGAGUUAGGUCCAUUUCCUUAAACAAGCAAUCUAUUUCGACUCCUGAUGUCAUUCCAUCUUCUGGGUUUGGCUGUACGCAUCUCUGGCUGCAAAGUAGAGUACCAUUAGGGUAAUGUAUCAACUUUUUCCUAUUUCUUUAGGGUGAAUUACACAUUCUCUCUCAUCUCUCCCCAUCUUUAAAGUAUUAUACUGCCACCUAGAAAAGCAAUCCCAGGAUCAUUUUUAAACUUUAUUGCAUGGAAUUAUUUUCUCAGGGGCUAAAUGUAUUUUAUUGUAAAAGCUAGUGCAAAGUGCGUU